Messenger RNA from Oryctolagus cuniculus (rabbit), 2518 nucleotides. Lineage: Eukaryota; Metazoa; Chordata; Mammalia; Lagomorpha; Leporidae. The record is from RefSeq and is a predicted model, not a curated record.
ACUAUAUAUUCAAAUAUGAUUGCUCUGAUAAUUUCAUUGUGUUUAUUAAAUUUAGCCCAUAAAACUUGCUAUUCCUCCUUUUCAGGUUAUUCUGGGCUUUAUGAAGCCAUUGCAAAUUGGAAUUUCCAAAAAAUUGAAAAGUUGGAGGAAUACAGAGCACUUUUAAAACGUUUACAACCAGCAUUUAAAGACAGAAUUGAUCCAACAUGUAUCCUUCCUGAAAUGUCUGACUGUAUAAUUGGUCAGGAAUAUGAAGAAAUUAUGCAGGUUUGCUCCAAUAAGGGGAUAAUGGCAGGUGCAGAGAAAAUGGCUGAAUGCCUUCUCAGAUCAGACAAGGAAAACUGGCCCAAAACUUUAAAACUUGCUUUGGAUAAUGAUAACAACUCAUUCAGUGAACUUUGGAUGGUAGAGAAAGAUGCCAAAGAUGUUGAAGCUGAAGAUCUUGAGGAGGACGACAUGGGAACUUCCAGCAUACAUAUUGUCUACCAGGAAGAUCCACAGUUGGAGAAUCUCAGUCAGAAUUCAGUACACCUGCAGCAUGUUUUUGAGAUUAAGUCCUUGGUUAGAGAAGCUGAAUUGGUUACAAAGAGACAAGAUUCUAAACUUUCUCUAAUGAACCCUUCUUGCUACAGUCAGAAUCAUGUCUACUGGAUUUUAGCUAUUGCUGUGAUUCCUCAGAGAGGUAACUGGAAAUUUUGUUCCUUUUGUAUUAUAGAAGUAUCUCGCGCUAAAUUAUGCAGCCAACUGAAACCAAGAAAUUACCAGCUAGAGCUUGCUCUGCCUGCUAUGAAGGGAAAAAACACAAUAAUAUGUGCUCCUACUGGUUGUGGAAAAACCUUUGUUUCACUUCUUAUAUGUGAACAUCAUCUUAAAACAUUUCCACAAGGACAAAAAGGGAAGGUGGUGUUUUUUGCUAAUCACGUCCCUGUGUAUGAACAGCAGAAAUCUGUGUUCUCAGAGUAUUUUGAAAGACUUGGGUACAGUGUGGCAGGCAUUGCUGGAGCAACAGUUGAAGUCCCCGUGCAACAAAUUGUGGAGAACAAUGACAUCAUUGUUUUAACACCACAGAUCCUUGUGAACAAUCUUAAAGACGGAAAUCCAUCACUCUCUGUCUUCACUUUGAUGAUAUUUGAUGAAUGUCACAAUACUUGUAAACAACACCCAUACAAUAAGAUCAUGUUCUAUUAUCUGGAUCAGAAACUUGGAGAUUCUUCUGACCCACUGCCUCAGGUCGUUGGGAUGACUGCCUCUGUUGGUGUUGGGGAUGCCAAAAACACAGAUGAAGCCGUGGAAUAUAUCUGCAAACUCUGUGCUUCUCUUGAUGCAUCAGUAAUAGCAACGGUCAAAGAGAAUCUGGAAGAACUGCAAGAAAUUGUUUAUACGCCCCAGAAAAUUUCCAGGAGAGUAGAAUCACGGACUACCAAUGGAUUUAAACGCAUCAUAUCUCAGCUGAUGAGAGAGACAGAAAGUCUGGCAAAGGAUGUCUUUGAAGAACUGGAAAACUUAUCUCAAAUCCAGAACAGGGAAUUUGGAACACAGAAGUACGAACAGUGGAUUGUCGAAGUCCAUAAAGCGUGCAGGACGUUUCAGCUGCCAGACAAAGAUGAAGAGAGCAGGAUCUGUAAAGCGCUAUAUUUGUACACUUCCCAUUUGCGGAAGUACAACGAUGCCCUCAUUAUCAGUGAGCACGCACAAAUGAAAGAUGCCCUGAAUUACUUAAACAAUUUCUUCAAAGAUGUCCGAGCAGCAGGAUUUGAUGAGACUGAACAAGAUCUUACCCGGAGAUUUGAAGGAAAGGUGCAGGAACUAGAAACAAUUUCCAUGGAUCCCAGCAAUGAGAAUCCUAAACUCAAAGACCUGUACCUCAUUUUACAAGAGGAGUACCACGUCAAUCCGGAGACCAAAACCAUUCUGUUCGUGAAAACCAGAGCCCUUGUGGACGCUAUAAAGAAGUGGAUUGAGGAAAAUUCUAAACUCAGCUUUCUAAAGCCUGGCAUAUUGACUGGACGUGGCAAAACUAGUCAGACUACAGGAAUGACCCUUCCAGCACAGAAAUGUGUACUGGAUGCAUUCAGAAGCAAUGGAGACCACAAUAUUUUGAUUGCCACCUCAGUUGCUGAUGAAGGCAUUGACAUUGCUCAGUGCAAUCUGGUCAUCCUGUAUGAGUACGUGGGCAAUGUCAUCAAAAUGAUCCAGACCAGAGGCAGAGGAAGAGCAAAAGGGAGCAAAUGCCUGCUUUUGACUAGCAAUGCCGAUGUAAUUGAAAAAGAAAAUAUAAACAUGUACAAGGAGAAAAUGAUGAAUGAAUCCAUUUUAAGACUUCAGACAUGCGAUGAAGCAAAAUUUAAAAAAAAGCUUCUCUGUAUACAGACUGGUGAAAAAAAUCAUCAGAGAUAAUCAACAAAACUUCAAACCUAAACUUGAUAAGCAAAAUAAGAAACUGCUGUGUGCAAAGUGCAAAGCCUUGGCAUGUUACACAUCUGAGAUAAGAAUGGUAAAGGUAAGCAUCUUCUUGCAA